AUGGCAACCAAGCUGACCUUCAUUCGCGGCGCUUUUCGAAACAUUUCGUUCGCGGCCGCCGGGGCGUGUCAGUGGGCGGAGCGGCUGCGUCGCGGUCCCGCCGCUCGCCGAUAUAUAAGCCUCAGCGCGGCUGGUAGACCACCGAUGCAUAACGCAGUUUCGCAACCAACAUGUGAGUCGAUUUUGACCAUCGCGACUGCCUGUUCAUCCGUCAGGCCUACGGCUCAGACUCGCAGCUUCUUCUAAUUCCUAUUCCGACGCUCGUCCCUGUUUGCGUCCGAUGAUAAAUCUCGAGAAGAAUGCGCUGUCUUCCGGCGGCUCCUCCGCUUUUUCGAGGAGGCGGACGACCUUGAGCGCAUGGAGCGCCAGUGCUUCGAUCCGACUUCCGGCUCCUUCGCCAAUCACACAUGGAGGCUCCGAUCUUGGUGACUUGCGCCCCUUCGCCGACAACCGUCGCUCCAUCGAAUAGCUUAUUUUUGUUGCGACGUCCUGCAGGUCUUGAACCGGCGGAGGCCCUCCGCUUCCGGUCAUACGGUGGACCAAUGGAAGCUUGGCCGCAAGCCGCCGAUUCAACCCCUGCUCAUCGUCCUCCAGUUUCUCUUGUUUUCUCCCUGAUGGUUUGCUCACCGUCCGUUUCCUACUUUGCCUUCCAAGUGCCCUUGUUAGGUUUUCAUAUUUAUUACUUAUCGGGCCAAUAUUUUUGUAUAUACUGACCAAACAAAAAAACUGUUUCAAAAAUGUACAAAAAAUGACUACAAAUAAGAAAACCCCCCUGCAACAAGCAGUUGAUCUGCGGUGUCUCUCGGUUGUUUUUAUUUUCCCGCGUUCUUCCAGUAACUAUUCUCGCCAUGUUGUUUUUAAUGUAUUUUGUUACAAAUAGCUAUGCGCUCUUUCACUUUAUUUCGUUCGUUUUAAUUAUUGAAAGACGAGUAAAUUUUUUUUCUUUUCUCAUCAACUGUUGUGUUGUUUUCAACGAAAUACGCAUGGGAAACACGAAGAAAGAAGAAAAACAAACAUUUCUUGGUGCACCAGGUCGCCAAAAGCAACGCGACAUUGUUUUCGAGUCCAAUGCCUGAUCGUUCCAACUCUCGCGUGAUCUGUCACGUUUAAGUUUUCUCUUUUGUUUUCUUUCUUAUCAUCCACAAUUCGACAAGUGUAAUUCGUUAAACUAGUGUCCGCUGAGUCAAGGAUUCCUCCCACGUCUUGGUAGAACCAGAUUGGGACGACUGUAAAAAUAAAAAGUUCUUUUUCGACAGGGAAACCCGCGGGUAUUCAAUGAAAACGAACUUUUUUCCAAGACAAAAAAAAAAAUUGAAAGAUGUGUAGAAGAGUCUCGAAGGGCCCACGCAGGUGUUUCGCAGAGAGCAGGGGUUAUUUGCGGAGUGAUUUUCUCGGUCGUUGGUCCACAACAAAAGACCAAGACGCAACGUCACCGAUCAACAUCGAUCGAUAAUUGGACGAUCGCCAAAAACACUCUCAUUACGCCCAAAGGGCUUGUUUCAAAACGCUUCGAGCGUCUCAUACACGUGUUCCGAUUUCUGUUCAUUCACUUUUUGCGCCCGAAUCGGCUGAAGACACAGGAUAUUUUCUGGGUUACCUCUAAAUAUAUAGUAGCAUUGGUCAUUUUGAACGGAGAAUUGCUGACCUUCGCCAUUUUUGUAGUAGUUUUUUAG
This is a messenger RNA of Caenorhabditis auriculariae, 1673 nucleotides long. The record is from the annotation of a GenBank genome assembly. Lineage: Eukaryota; Metazoa; Nematoda; Chromadorea; Rhabditida; Rhabditidae.